AUGAGAGGCUUAUGCACUUUGCUAGCGGUGCUUGCUGCAGUGGAAGCAGAAGAUGUCGUUGUAGAUCCUGAUGCGCAGCAAUCGUCACAGCAUUCGCAGGCUAAAGUAAGAGCGGAGGAUGGUGUCCAGGUCGAUAAAGUAGCUGCAAAAUCGCCAAAACAGUUGACUGAAGAGGAAGAGGCUGAAUUUGAUCCUACUGGUGAAUGGAAGAAUCUUGAAAGAGGGGACGACGGCGAAGCUUUUGUGCUCUUGCCAAAAGGAGAUAAUGUCGGAGUAAAAAACGAGCACCCUGACAGUUACUAUUAUGAAUACGAAAGUGAAGAGAAGGUGGAUUGCGACAAGUUCAAGAAUUUCAGUAAAGAAGUACGACAAGCAAUGAGAAGUGAUCAUACUGUCAAGGCAAAAGUGCAAGACGAUCCUAACUGUGAUGACAUCGAUGAGGCAGUAAAGCGGAUACGUCGAUCACUGUCGUCGGACAGAACUGAACAUCAAGUUCAGUACUUCGAUAAAAGCGGAAUCACGGUAAAAAAUGAAGGAGAAGUUGCUGAGAAGCUUUGGCGGCAAGAACGUGGUGCGUCUGCUGAGCUUUCCACCACUAAGUGGGUCUACAGAGCUCGAAGAAACACAUUUCAGCUGAAAGCCUUGUUGACAAAUGAAGAGAAUGUUGUGGGAUUCGGAUGCGCUUAUGAGAAGAGCUCUGCACUCUGCGUUUUCAACCUACGUACACAUGCAUCAGAGCUGGAGAAGAAUCUUGCAACUUCGGAGGAACUUCCCGCACCUCCAUCAUAG
This is a messenger RNA of Cylicocyclus nassatus, 789 nucleotides long. The record is from the annotation of a GenBank genome assembly. Lineage: Eukaryota; Metazoa; Nematoda; Chromadorea; Rhabditida; Strongylidae.